Molecule: messenger RNA, 1298 nt
Organism: Pisolithus orientalis
Lineage: Eukaryota; Fungi; Basidiomycota; Agaricomycetes; Boletales; Pisolithaceae
Exons: 11
Coding region: 133-1119 (328 amino acids)
Biological process (GO): positive regulation of DNA-templated transcription; regulation of transcription by RNA polymerase II
Cellular component (GO): DUBm complex; SAGA complex
Molecular function (GO): transcription coactivator activity
Source: RefSeq, a predicted model, not a curated record
UGUUCGCUCUAAGAUGCUCGCUUUAUCUUCAGGCAAUAACAGUUCCGAAGUCACGUGCUGCCGCCGGAGGAGGCCUUGCAAUCGACUCUGAGCACUGCCAGUGUGUAUUGUAAUUUCAGACUUGCAGAAGGAAUGUCCAAGUCAGAGAGGGAGGACGUCAUCUCACAUUUGGCAGACAGAAUAUUCUCUGCUAUGUUGGACGAGCUAACAAUGGAUGCCGCCCUCCGGGGCCAUCGCGAAAUAGCUCGAAAUAGGUCUGUUUGUCGAAUAUGUCAUACCCACUGUGGCAUGGCCCACGCCAGUAAUGGCCACCAACAACCUCAAAAGGCCCAGAACGACGAGCGGUCACUGCUGGAAGGGAAGACCGCAUCGAGCACCGGUACCAAUACGCCCACCAGUACGAAAGAUGGGAAUGUACUGUUCGAAUGCACUGUGUGCAAACGUCAAGUUGCUUCGAAUCGGUACGCACCUCAUCUCAGUGGUUGCAUGGGCAUAGGAACUGGGUCCAGACGCACGGCGGCACGCGGGAAUCUCAAGACAAAAUUACCUAUCGAGACCAUCCGUGCGGACUCACCCCUGCAAGGUUCAGAAAAUGGUAACGCCUCUGACGACAAUUCGGGCGGGAAAGUGAAAGGGAAGUCAAAAGGUAAAAACACCGAUGACGAUGAAUUCAAUCUCAAGCGCAAACAGCCGCUUUCGCCACAAACCUCCCCCGCAAAGAAACAGAAGAAACAGAAGACAACAGGUUCAGUGGCAUCGCGUCUCAAGGAGGGUACAGCUACGGGAAGUCAGUCGAAAAUUCCUUCCAAGUUGCGAUCCUCGUCUACAGCCUCAUUUUUGGACCGAGAUCGAUCAGCAACGCCCGCUUCCCAGUCUUCUUCGAGCACGCCCAUCGCGACCUCUGUCUCCUCGGUAAUAUCGGGUCAAAGUCCUGCCGGGACGGGGCCACCAAAGCGUGGUCGCCCGAAGGGCAGUAAGACCGGGAUGGGUCGUGGAGCGGCUGCUUUGGCUGCGCAGGUAAAACGACCGAGUCCUCCGCGACCACCACCGCCUCCGCAGCCCGAUUACCUCAUAGACGUUGAAGGAGACGAAACUGGUUCAUCGACAGACACGGACUGAGGAUUUAUUUUACUUCCACUUUUGAUCCGCCGACGGCCCGUCGCGUGGUCGAUACGUAUGCGUAUUGUUUUAGGCGACUGUACAAUACCCUUGUUGAAACGUUGAGCUGUGAUUCGGGUUAUAUAGAGUACAUAGAAACUUUUGUAAGCAAUUCCACAAGCGAAGAGUCUAGAUGGGUG